AUGAAGCUCAACAAGCCUUCCGUGAAGGAGUGGGACAUCGGCAAGGACUACGAGAUCGUGAAGCUGAUCGGCAAGGGCAGUUACGGGCAGGUUGCCGAGGCGGUCCACCUGCCCACCCAGCGCCACGUGGCCAUCAAGCGCAUCGACCGGCUGCUCGACGACAAGGUCGAGGGCAAGCGCAUCCUGCGCGAGAUCACCCUCCUGCGCAAACUGCGGCACCCCAACCUCAUCGAGCUGGUGGAUAUCCUGCCUCCCCGCGACCGGGCCGGGUUUAACGUCCUGUACAUCGUCAUGGAGUUCUGCCAGACCGACCUCAAAAAGCUAUUCAAGACCCCUGUGCACCUGGAGUUCAAGCACGUAGUAACCAUCCUUUACAACAUCCUCUGCGGGCUGAACUACCUGCACUCUGCCGGCGUGCUGCACCGCGACCUCAAGCCCGCGAACGUCCUGGUGAACGAAGACUGCACCGUCAAGAUCUGCGAUUUCGGCCUGGCCCGCUCGUACGACAAGGAGAUGACCAAGCACGUGGUCACUCGCUGGUACCGGGCCCCCGAGGUCAUCCUGCUGGAGUCCAACUACUCGGACGCCAUUGACAUGUGGUCCGCCGGCUGCAUAUUCGGCGAGCUGCUUUCAAUGCUCAAGGAAAUCGCUCCCACCUACCUGGACCGGGCCCCGCUGUUCCCAGGGACCAGCUUUCCACUGUCGCCUGAACGGAUGGCCCAGCGCUCUAAGAGCGGGUUCCCCACCUCCAACCAGGACCAGAUCAACGUGAUAAUGGCCACACUGGGCACCCCCUCCGAAGACGACAUCUCGUUCGUGACUGACCCCAAGGCGCGAGACUAUGUGCGCAGCUACAAGCACCACGACCCUGUGCGGUUCGAGACCAAGUUCCCGAAAGCCUCGAAGGAGGUGAUCGACUUUCUGGAGAAGUCGAUCGUGUUCGACCCACGCAAGCGGCUGGCGAUCUGUGACGCCCUGGGACACCCGCUGUUCCGAGAGGUGCGGGACAAGAAGAGCGAGUAGGUGGCCAGCGAACGCUGCGUGCUUGAAUUCGACGACGAAUAGAUCGAGCUACCACGGCUGCGAGCUAUGUUCCUGGAGGAGAUCGACCGCUACCAUCUCCGCAAGUGA
Molecule: messenger RNA, 1131 nt
Organism: Hippocampus zosterae (dwarf seahorse)
Lineage: Eukaryota; Metazoa; Chordata; Actinopteri; Syngnathiformes; Syngnathidae
Biological process (GO): protein phosphorylation; intracellular signal transduction
Cellular component (GO): nucleus; cytoplasm
Molecular function (GO): ATP binding; MAP kinase activity
Source: RefSeq, a predicted model, not a curated record